GCAGAGGCUGACUUGAAGUCUUUACCUGAGAUAAAUGACACAGUUUCCCAGAUGGAUGUUGAACAAGAAUAUGCUCCAUUCAUUUCCCAUGGGUUUGUUUCAAUGAGUGACAGUUUAAAAAAAGUGGAUGUGAAAAUACUGCGUGACACUGGAGCAUCUGAAUCUUUCAUAUUGGAGAGUGUUUUGCCAUUUUCUUCAUCUUCUGGUACAGGUCGUAGUGUUUUGAUUAGAGGUAUUGGUUUGGAAACCUUCUCUGUUCCUCUGCAUAAGAUCUACUUGGAAUCAGAGUUGGUACAGGGUGAGGUGAUUAUGGCUGUUCGUCCUUCUUUGCCUGUGGAAGGGAUUUCCGUGAUUUUGGGAAACAACUUGGCAGGUGGACGUGUGUGGCGAGAUGUUGCACCUCCUCCAGUGGUCCGAGUUUCUCCAUCGGUUUCUGUGUUAGAUGUAUGUGCUCAAGACUUUCCUGAUGUUUUUCCAUCAUGUGCAGUAACUCGUGCCAUCACUCGUUCUUUGGCUGGAAAAGAUGUUGAGUCAGGUAAACCUGAUUCUACCCUUCAUAAGUCUGUUGUUUUACCAACUCUCCCUAUUCCUCUGUCAUGCAGUGAGUUGAUCUCAGCCCAGCAGGAGGACACAAACUUAACUGCUCUGUUUGACCAAGUCCAGACAGCUGGAACAGGUUGCCAAGGUCUCCUGUGGGUAUUUUUUAUUAGACAACCUUUUGGUGCGUAAGUGGU
Austrofundulus limnaeus is the source of this 734-nucleotide messenger RNA. RefSeq lists its product as uncharacterized. The record is from RefSeq and is a predicted model, not a curated record. NCBI's taxonomy places the organism in Eukaryota, Metazoa, Chordata, Actinopteri, Cyprinodontiformes, Rivulidae. Gene Ontology annotation, biological process: proteolysis. Gene Ontology annotation, molecular function: zinc ion binding; aspartic-type endopeptidase activity; nucleic acid binding.